Molecule: messenger RNA, 852 nt
Organism: Papaver somniferum (opium poppy)
Lineage: Eukaryota; Viridiplantae; Streptophyta; Magnoliopsida; Ranunculales; Papaveraceae
Exons: 3
Coding region: 1-852 (283 amino acids)
Source: RefSeq, a predicted model, not a curated record
AUGGAAGUUAAUAAUGGUAGGAAAACAAAAAUUUGGUUGGAUAGAUGGAUCCCGGGUCAAGACACUCCCCCUCAACCAAUUAAUGACUUUCACAGAUUUUAUCAAGAUGUUGAAGAACUAAUUCUCCCAAACACCAACAACUGGAAUGUUGAACUUACUAAUCAGCUUUUUGAUAUUAAUACUUCCCAGAAGAUACAUAACUCAUUCCUUGAUACUUCUAAAGAAGAAAUCAUGGUUUGGAUGCCAGCUAAAGAUGGGAAAUUUUCAGUUAAGAGUACUUAUAAGAAACUUACUAUGAACAACUCAGAAUCCCUUGUUAAUGGAAGGAUUAUUCAAAACAAGGUUUGGAAAGCAUUGUGGAAGAGAAACACAACACACAAGAUUAAACUGUUUGCUUGGAGAUGUAUUCAUGACUCUCAUCCUACCAGGCAUAAGUUGGCACGCUAUAAUGACAUCAUUGAUUCACAGUGUCCGAUAUGUGGAAACAUGGAAGAAGCUAUAGAGCAUUUACUUUUUCAUUAUAGGCAUUCAAGAACAGUCUGGAGAUUGGUUAAUGUUGAUAUAGAUGAAGUGAAAAGAAAUUGUGAAGGGAUUAAAGGAUUCUACGCGGAUGGAGUACUAAGUCCGAAAACUGGAGAAUGCAUGGUUAUACGUGAAGCUCUGAUUUGGUCUAGAGAGAAGCAACUCACAAGAAUUCACGUAGAAGCUGAUGCAAAUAGAGAUGAUAACAGGGUAACUGAUGCAAUUCCAAGAACUGUUAGAGAAACAAUUACAAACUUGAAUCUCUUAAAUAAUUUCUCUGCAGAAAUUUGUAGUCUCCUUGCAAGAGACUUUAACACUUCUUCAACAUAA